Hemicordylus capensis (graceful crag lizard) is the source of this 4687-nucleotide messenger RNA. It is a transcript of the gene PLEKHA4, whose product is annotated as pleckstrin homology domain containing A4. NCBI's taxonomy places the organism in Eukaryota, Metazoa, Chordata, Lepidosauria, Squamata, Cordylidae. Bases 204 to 3575 code for a protein of 1123 amino acids. The transcript has 23 exons. The record is from RefSeq and is a predicted model, not a curated record.
CAGGGACAGAAGCAUAGAGGCUGCUCUCUCUUUGGAAAUUCUAGACAGGUAGGAAUCCCGAAAGGAGGAAUUUUGACCUCAAUGAAUCACUCCUGAGGGGCCCCGCCUCCCUCCCUUACUCUCCUGGAUCACAGGAGGCAGCCUUGCUGGCCACUGUCUCCUCCUGCACAGAAAUCAGAUUAGCAUUGGGUUAGCUGGGGACCAUGUCGGACCAGGACCGGCCUAGAAGUGGCCUGAGCCUAGCCAGCAGUACAGUCACCAUCUCUUCCGUCUCCAUGGGAACAAAGCCACACUCAGCCCGGCCUGUCCGGAGGGUACACACAUUUGGGAAGAGGUCAAACUCCAUCAAGAGAGAUCCUAAUUCACCUGUCAUCAUGCGUGGAUGGCUUUAUAAACAGGACAGCUCUGGGCUGAAACUCUGGAAACGACGUUGGUUUGUCCUUUCUAAUUACUGCCUCUUCUAUUACCGAGACAGCCGCGAAGAGAUGGUUUUGGGAAGCAUCCCUCUCCCUAGCUAUGAGAUUCGGACAGCGUUUUCCAAGGAGAAGAAGAACCGGCGCUUUGUAUUCAAGGCAGAGCACCCUGGCAUGAGAACCUAUUAUUUCAGUGCAGACACGCAGUUGGACAUGAACAGCUGGAUCAGGGCCAUGAACCAAUCGGCCGCUGCCGAAUGCGACUAUGGAAGCUACACCCGAGGUCUCCAUAGCCAGUCCGUGUCUACCCACACCAGCUUUGAGGACGUCACGCUCACACCGGACGACUUUGCCAAAAGCACCGAAUCCUUGGAAAUUGCCCGCCUCUCCGAGACGCGGGAUGCUGAGGCCUCUUCCCCUGAGAGCCUCCAUGUGCCACACAGAGGGCAGGGCAGUCCGAAGGAAGCUCCAUGCCCCAGGAGGAUUUCCUUAUCCAGCUCGCUCAAUGGAGGGUACCCUCAUGAACAGAGAGACCAACCAGAUUUAAGCUCUCUUUCUUCCCAGACGCACGGAUGCCCCUCCCCUCUUAUCCAAACAAACCGCUCCCACCGGCCACGGUCCCCACCCCCUCCCUUGUCUGAGAGCCCAUCUCCCUCCUCCCCAUCUCUCACCCCUCAGGCCUCGCCUCUGCUUUCCAUCCGCUCCUCUCGUUCCUACUCCCUCCCGUUGACUCCGGCUGAAUCGCCGCGGAUGCCCGAUGCCCACCCAUCACACAUACAUGCCCGCCAGAAACCCCCACGCACUGCUGCUGCUGCUGCUGCUCAGGCUGCCUCGUGUGAGGAUUUGUCCGGCACAGUUUCUCCGAGGAUUCUUGUCCGCCCCAACACGCCCAUGGGAAGGGUAGACAUUGCCCCCAGCGAGGGCCCUCCCAACAACCCCUAUGCUGUUGCAUCACCUGGCACCAGGGGGCGCCCCCUGACACCUGCGGACCGGUAUGACGUGUUCCCUUCCUCUGAGGAUCCUUAUGGCAGGCGCUACACUCGGAGCCCUCACCCCAGCAGAGCCCAGCCGGUGGGUGAGGAAGGCCUAACACUAGGGAGACAACCGCAGAACAGAUUUGCAGACCGAAGUUAUUUCUCUCCAUCAACUGGACCAUCCCGUGCUUUGGUCAUGUCUCGGCUUCAUGGCCGACUGAUCACCCCCCACUCAGCCUCAUCAAGCUACCUCCACCUGCCACCCUUGCCCCCCCUGCCUAACCGGUCUACCCCUGGGAAAAGGACAUCUUUAGGGACCACGUGCCGGACUCUGAUACGGGAAAGGAGCGUCCAGUCCGCUGGUGGGCAACGGUUCGAAAGUGACACUGAUGCUCUCUUGACAAAAUUAUGUGGCCAAGACAAACUGCUCCGUGGUCUGGAAGAGGAGACGGGGCAGCUGCGAACGGAAAAGGAACGGCUUGAAAAGUCCUUGGAGGUGACCCGCCUGAGGCUAGAUGACUGUAAAGGCCAAGAUGCAACGAUGGAGAAAAUCCUCUACCAGCAGAGGCAGCUGCAGGAUGAGUUGGUGCACAUCCGAGCUCGUCUCUGCGAUCUGGCACUGGACAGUGAACGAGCAUGGGAGGGUUAUGCUACCUUGGAAAAUGAGCUGCAAAUUCUGAAGGGCUCCUUAGAGCACGUCCGGAAGGUGGGCCACCCCCAGGACCAAACAGCAGCUCAGCAGGAUUUGUGGAGGAUCCAUGACAUCCUGGCUGGCCUGAGAUCCAGCCCAGCAAACUGUCAGACCCUGGAAAGCAGAAGAUCAGGUGUAUCUCCAGCCACAACUCCCACCCAGGAUUCUCAUGUGGGGACAAUGCAUACCUCGCUGCUGCCCUGCUCUGGAGUAGAGAAGGAAUCCGAAACUGCCUCUCCAAGGGCAACGCUCUUCUACCACGAAUCCACAUCCUGCCUCGUGACAGCCACACAGGAUCCGGGCAGAGUUCUGGGCCACGUGGAAAGCCGGCAUUGGGACAGCCCUGGUGCAGCAGAGCAGGCUAGUCCAUGUGUCUCUAGCAGAGGACAGCAGGGGGCAUCCCGGCAUUCAGAUGGGAGCCGGCGGACUCCAAAGAAUUCCUCCAGUGAGCCCUUGGAGGAGUUUGAGAAAGGAAACCUUGUGAAGGAAAGCAAUGCUAUUGGUCCAGAUCAUGGAAGCCACAUCAAUAUACCCUGUGAAGAUGGCGGCCACAGUGUAACUAAGAUGGUCUCUUCCGACACAACUGCCCCUCGUCGUUCUCGCAUGAGCGCCCAGGAACAGCUCGACAGGAUGCAGCGAAACCAGGAAGCCCAAAGAAGAUCAGAGGCUGCCCAAUCUGGCUCUCUGGGCCGCUGGCGAGACUCUCUCAAGUGUGGGUCUAGCCGGCCCCUCCCCAAUACCCCCCCUGAGCCAUCGCCCAAGGAAGGCGCCCAAACUGGGGGACUCAAGCCUCGAUGCCCCCCAACCCCUGAGUGGGAGCGACAGCGAGUCAUCCAGCUCUCCUAUGCACUGGCGGCAGAGGCAUCACAGCGGGGGAGACGCAUUGCAGAAAGGACCAGCUCUCACUCUUCCCUAGACGAUGUCCCUGUGUCACAUGGUAGUCUGAGUCAUCAUCCGCUCCCCAGUGACAGCAACCCCAAUGAUCUUGAGUCCAAUAGUGUGACCUCCAAACAUGACCAAACAGCCGCUGGGAACCCAAGCUGUAGCGAUAACUCCAGAGCAGCGAAUCAGACACUGUCUUCAUCCCAAACAUCCAAUCAAGUGUCGUGUCCCUCGGAAGCUUCCAAUUGGUCAUUGCCUCUCCCUGAGGAGGCCAAUCGGAUGCCGUCAAAGCCCAAGGCGCCAUCGCAGUUGACAUCACAGCCCCUGGGAUCGGCCAAUGAGGAGUCAUCCUUGCUCAACGGUCCUCUCUGGACGGUGCCUUUGUCUCUGUCAGCCAAUCGGAACUCAUCUGUCUCCAGCACAGCCAACUGGGCUUCGCCUCCAAUUUGGGACUCUGAAGUCUGGGCUUCUGAUAACAGCCUUGUGGGUCACCAGGGUCCUGGGCAUGCCAAGUGCCUUAGGUGGAGAAGUGAGAACAAGUCCCAUCAGGUGGUGACCUACCUUGGUGAGACUGCGCAGCCUAUCAAGGUCACAAUGGUGAAAUCCAGUUUUUAGUUAAAAUAGGCACAGGAUAGGGAUAAAGGGAGUGCCUCCCUUGAUCUUCCCCUGGCUGACAAGGACCUGCACAAGCCCACAGAAUUGGCAAGCUCAGAGGGCAGCCCCACCUGCACCCCAUUUAUGUAAUGCUCCUACCCUAGUAAGGGCCCAGUGUCUUGCAGCCUCACUUAAAGCCUUCAUUUAAAAGCCCAGAGAUCUGCUAUCUCUCUUAAGCACCCCCAUCCAAGCACAAGCACCCACACCUUAUUUAUAUUGAUGAAUGUGCAUUUCUGCACAUGGACAUGAUCUUGCAAACAUUCAGGGCCCUACUGCUUUCACACUAACUUGCACACACAGCAGGGACGUAGCAAGGUUGGAGUGGGCCCAGAGACAAGAUUUUAAAAUGCCCCCCCACCACCACUGAAGCUUAGCUCAUGAAGUAAAGAAAUCUUAAAUGAGGCUGAAUAGUGGUAACAAAAAGCAUAGUAAACACACACCCCUAUGUGCCACAAUAGAACAUCAUCCUAAAUUAUUUUUUAAAAGAUUUUGUAAAUUGUGGACGAUGCAAGCCAUUUAAUGGUACUAGAGAAAGACCUGCUGUUCUGGUAGCUCCAGGUCUGAAUACUCACAUCAGUUUCGGAGGAUGCAUACAACUGAAGGAAGCCCAGGCGGGUGCGUGGCUGGGGGAGUCAGUCAUGUGACUUGCCUCUGGGGGCCCCCCCAAGACAGUGGGCUCCCAGACAACUGUCUCCCCUUGCCCUAUUAUAGUUACGCCCCAACACACAGGUUUAGAAGUGUGUUGUGCCAUGAUAUGGUCUUCUUUGCAUACAGACCUAUGAAGUUGCCGUCUACUGAGCCAGACCAUUCACUCUAGGUCUGUACUCGGAGCUGCAGCAACAUUCUAGGGUUCCAGGCAGGGCUCUUUCCCAGGCUGCACGCCAAGGAGAUGCUCUGCCACUGAGAUACAGUCCCUCCAUCACACUCCCACCAGCCCUAGUAGGCAAGUCACUACGGAUUCCUUGGCCAAGGACACUUUGUGGGACAGAUAUUUAGGCCUUGCUUAGGAAGGUGCCUAAGGGAAGUUUUUUUAAAGGCAGGAUUUCUUAACCUUGGGCCCCCAGAUGCUGUUG